AUGGCUUCCAACCUCAAAACCAAUUUUCUGAUGGCUCCUCUUGCGGUUUUUCUAUUUCUUGUUGUCUCUUCAUCCGCAAGAUUAACCAUCAAACCUUUAGAAUCUGAAAUCGAACACAUCUGCUCGGGGGCAACAAACCCUGAGUUUUGUCUGAAGUUCUUAAAAUCAAAACCCGAGACAGCAAAAGCGGAUCUUCUCACCCUUGCCAAACUCGUCAUCGAUUAUGCACGCCAAAUCACGACAGAAACACAGAAACAUAUCGAUUCGAACAUCGAGAAAGCAACCGAUGCUACUUCAAAGGGUGUCUACAAGAAUAUCUCAGGGGAAUAUGGACAUUCUUUGGCUUACUUAGGUGAUGCCCUCAAGGCUUUGGCGAGAGGAGACGGAGACUCUCUAAAAAUGUUUGCCUCGGGUGUUAUGCAUCAGGCACUUAACUGCAUGGAUAAUUUUGCCGCGUUCAAGGUCUCGCCUGAUCCAUCCUCUAUCAUUGAAGAAAUGAAAUAUUUGUACAAUGUUUCAGACAUUUUGUUGAGCAUCUCCAACAUGAUAUAG
This is a messenger RNA of Tarenaya hassleriana, 552 nucleotides long. Its product is annotated as pectinesterase inhibitor 2-like. Lineage: Eukaryota; Viridiplantae; Streptophyta; Magnoliopsida; Brassicales; Cleomaceae. Gene Ontology annotation, molecular function: pectinesterase inhibitor activity. The record is from RefSeq and is a predicted model, not a curated record. The transcript has a single exon. The coding region runs from base 1 to 552 and encodes 183 amino acids. Gene Ontology annotation, biological process: negative regulation of catalytic activity.